Molecule: messenger RNA, 3369 nt
Organism: Dendroctonus ponderosae (mountain pine beetle)
Lineage: Eukaryota; Metazoa; Arthropoda; Insecta; Coleoptera; Curculionidae
Product: juvenile hormone epoxide hydrolase 1
Exons: 8
Coding region: 314-1699 (461 amino acids)
Biological process (GO): epoxide metabolic process
Molecular function (GO): epoxide hydrolase activity
Source: RefSeq, a predicted model, not a curated record
CCCCUCUAUGCAGGCAAGCAAAUGCAAGUGAUAAACCCAAGUAGAGACUCACACUUUAAGCAACCAGUGCUAAAAAAUUCUCUUAAAAUCUUCGGUCAAUUUCUAGGCCUCGAAUAGUAAUAGCAAAAUAGUAAUAAUCAUCUUCGUUAAUUGAGUGGUUGGUUUGUUUCCACGCGCCUCGACAAACAAUUUCACGUCUAAUUCCAGUCCAUCAGCCUUGAACUGUGAAUCUUAUCGUCAUAGAUACUAAACUAAUCUUGAAAAAACACCUUCAAAUCGCCGUGUUUAACCUAUUGAACACCCAGAGUCCACCAUGGGGGCCUUAAAAGUUGUUUUCGCUUUAUUCGCAGUGAUUACGGGCUUAACCGGGGUGUUGUUUUAUCGAAUAAUUACGCCCAAACCCAUUCCGAAAUUCGACGAAUCUCAAUAUUGGGGACCUGGUAAACAGCCGGACAAAUUGGAUGAUUCCAUCAGGGCAUUUACAGUUCAAGUUCCAAAAGAGGUUUUAUUGGACCUAAAGUGGCGCCUGGACCACUUGAGGCCUUUAGUUCCGCCGCUGGAAGGCAUCCACCAUCAAUACGGUUUCAGCACCAACCUGCUGAAGAAAGUGGUGGACUAUUGGAGAACCGAUUACAACUGGACGGAGCGCCAAGUCUACUUCAAUCAAUUCCCGCAAUACAAAACAAAUAUUCAGGGCCUGGAUAUUCACUACUUGCAUGUAAAGCCGAAAAAUCCCGGCAAUAAAAAGGUGUUGCCGCUAUUGAUCAUACACGGUUGGCCUGGAUCAGUUCGAGAGUUCUACGAAAUCAUCCCCAUUCUGACCACAGCGGCCAAAGAUAGGGACUUUGUGUUCGAAGUGAUUGCGCCUCAUAUUCCGGGCUAUGGAUUUUCACAGGCUGCAUCCAAACCUGGAUUGGGAGCCAAUCAAAUUGCGGUUAUAAUGAGGAACUUGAUGUUUAGACUGGGAUUUAAGCAGUUUUAUUGUCAAGGAGGAGAUUUUGGAGCCAUUAUUCUCCAGUCACUCACCGUUCUCUAUCCGGAGAACGUUUUGGGAUAUCACACCAACAUGGCUUCCAUUAUGACUCCUCUGUCGUAUAUCAAGUAUAUUUUGGGCAGUUUUUGCCCUUCAUGGCUUGUGAAACCCGAACAUCAAGACCGUGUUUUUCCCUUAUGGGACAAAUUCGUCUAUCGGAUCAGGGAAACUGGAUAUUUACAUCUCCAGGCCACUAAACCCGAUACUAUUGGUGUGGGCGCUACUGACUCUCCAGCUGGUUUGGCAGCCUACAUUUUGGAAAAAUUCGUCUUGGGCACCAAUCGGAACUACCUGGAAAAGGACGCUGCAGAUCUCCUUCAGGAAAAGUACUCUUAUGCUUCUUUAGUCGACAAUUUAAUGGUUUACUGGAUAACCGGAUCAGCAACCACAUCGUUUAGACUCUAUGCGGAAUCUUUCAAUAGGAACCAAUUAGCACACGGGGUUCUACGCAAUCCAUUGAAAGUCCCCACAGCGAUAGCACGAUUCGAGUACGAUUUCUACGUAGCUGACGGUAUAAUUAGCGAAUUGUUCCCGAACAAUCUGCAACUAUCAGACCUGGAGGGCGGGCAUUUCGCCGCAUUUGAACGUCCGGAAACUUUCGCCAACGACCUCAUCAGCGCCGUCCAAAAGUUUGAGGAGUACAAUGCAAAAAACCCAAAGAAAUGAUAAUGAAAUGUGCAACUCUAUAGCGCAUUAAACUGGUUUGUUCCACAAUUUUGAAACAUUUUUUUUGCAACUACCUAAACUGUCACAGCUGGUAUGGGAGUGGAACAAGGUGGAUUGAUAAAGGCAAGUGUGUUAGAGCGAGUAGCAAACAACCGCUGGAAUAUACAAAGAGCGCGCACCUGAAACCCCGCCCACAUUCCGCCUACGGGCUCUCUUUCUAAUGCAUUCAUUUGGCAGGCGAAUUCUUUCUUUUUUCACACCUUUGCUGAAGGCUCACUAGAAUGAAACUUUUGACUCGCAGCUGUAGGCAAAAUAAAACAAUAGAUGCUUAUUUAGAAGCCAUCGUAAAGCGGAGAAACCACCUUGGGUUGGUCCAAACCAGUACAGAGCUUUUCCAAUGAACAACAAUGUCAAGCAAAUACUUGCCGUACUUAUCGCGAUCAGACCGGAUCUUCAACUCUACUGAGCAAACACAUACUUGCCGUAUAACCCAAUUUUGCUCGCCUGUUUAAUACAGUUAAAUAUUGAUUCUUCUAAGGCCUGAUAACAUCUAAUCUUCUCUUCCAUAAGCCCACCUGCUGACGAGCAACUGCCUUCAGCAACAAUCUGUUUCGACAUUUUAAUCGAGUUGUGAAAUGAUCAAAUUUGGCAAAGUUGUGCAGACGAAAAGUGUUUCUGAGUGUUUUUGCGACGUUCUGAGCCAUGUGGAUGGAACAACGGGACGAGCUGGGAUUUAUCAUCCUGCUAAUGAUUGCCAUUAUCUUAGCGGUAUUGAUUAGGAACUACAUCAGAUUGAAGCGUGAACAAGUGAGAAGAAUACAACAGAAUGAACGGCGUACAGCGCAAGCCAAUCAGACGACCGGCAACAUAAGUGGCCACGUCCCUGGACAGAACGCACCACCUUAUCCAGAUGCCUACCUAUCAAUCGAACAUAUCAUAGUGGAAAAUGAGCUGAAUAAAUCCCAAAAAUGCACUGAAGCUCCUCCUUCAUAUGAAGAAGCCAUGAGGUUGGCGUUGGCCCACAGCAACUCCCUGCAAACUUACGAAGUUGAGCAGAGGAGCGCCAAUCAGCAGCUCGGAGCGAAUCAAGCUACGUCUUCAGCAACCCCGAUUGCGCCCACCCAUCAGCCAACCGCUGUGCCACUCGAGAGAUUUUAAUGCGGAUUUUUUACUUUUUUGUUUAGUACUUAGUUCUGACUGGAAGAUGGAACUCCCCAUUGAAUUUACUCAUUCACUGGUGUGGAAAGUUCCAUCAAUGUGCCACUAAACCGUCGGCCACUAAACCUGGGUGGAGAUUUUUAUUUGUGUGUUAAUGAUAUUUUCGUGUUCAUUUGUACUCAGUUGAACAGAAAUGCUUUCGCUUCGAGAAGAAAUUCUCUUCGGAAAAAGGAGAAGUCAAAAGGGUCCAAUUGAGCUGAUGCUACAUCUUCAAAUUACAUCACUGGUACUCAAAAGUAUUAUUUCGUCUAGGAAAAUAAUCCAUUGUGAUACGUCUUUAUGUUAGUCAAUAUAGUUUUGUAAGAAUAGUCAAGUCUAUUGUACAUAUAGUUUAAUCGGCUACUUUAAGACGCAUUUUUUAUCAGAAGACCUGACCAAAACGGUUUGUCAAUAAAACGCGCCUCUGUUGCGCUUAUCUCAAGAUACACUUUUAAUACAUUAUUUUAUGGUGA